UGUUUGUUACUCUCUACCAAAAACCACCACCAACAAUUCAUAUAAUACUAACAAACAAAAAGAAAAGCAACUUGUCUCCAUCAAUCUUACCAGCAGCAUACCAUCCCAAUCCCAUUGUUCAUUCAUCCUUCCUUCUUUGCUUCCUCUCACUCUCUUUCUCCAUUGUAUUUGUUCUUAAGCCUUAACCAAACCCAUCUCAAUUCUCCAUUUGCCUUUAAAAGAAAUCCUUUUUAGUUUUAGUUAUAGUUUCACUGCCCCAUUUUUGUACUCUUUCAGUCUUUCUCCAAUCCCACACAUUCAGAUCCUUUUUUUGACCCCAUCCCAUUAUUGCUUUCUCGUUUAUUUACAGCAAUGACUCGCUUGUUUCGAUCCAAAUCUUGUGGACUGGUGGAGUUCAACCCUUCUCCACCAAGUCCAUUUUUCCACAACGUGAAGGAUGAGGAAGAUGAUGAAGAUGAUGAAGAGGAAGAGGAAGAAGAAGAAGAAUUGUACAAUGAUGAUGAAGAUGAUUACUGGAGCAACCCUGUUUCAACACCACUCAUCAAUCCUGCAGGUUCAAAAGACAAAGGUAAUUGGCGUGGGCAGUCUCACAAUCAGAACCAGAACCAGUUUGCAAUACUGGAUAUUCUGGUGGCUGCUCUGAAGAAGUCACUGGUCACAUGCAGUGUGGACAGGGAAGAUGUUUCUUCCUUAGAUAUUAGCUGGCCAACGGAGGUUCGCCAUGUCUCUCAUGUUACCUUUGAUAGGUUCAAUGGCUUUCUCGGUUUACCUACUGAGCUUCAGCCAGAGGUUCCUCAGAAGGUGCCUAGUGCCAGUGCAAAGGUAUUUGGAGUUUCAGCAAAGUCAAUGCAGUGCUCUUAUGAUGAAAGGGGGAACAGUGUCCCAACCAUUCUGCUGAUGAUGCAAAACCGAUUGUAUUCAGAGGGAGGCCUAAAAGCAGAAGGAAUAUUCCGAAUUAAUGCUGAUAAUAGCCAAGAAGAGUUUGUUCGUUGUCAGUUAAACAGAGGUCUAGUGCCACGUGGAGUGGAGGUUCAUUGUUUAUCUGGUUUGAUAAAGGCUUGGUUUAGAGAGCUUCCAACUGGGGUACUUGAUUCUCUCACCCCAGAACAAGUGAUGCACUGCAACUCAGAAGAGGAUUGUACUAAUCUUGUGAAGUUACUCCCUUCAACUGAAGCUGCACUACUUGACUGGGCAAUCAAUUUGAUGGCAGAUGUUGUUGAGCAUGAACAGUUCAACAAAAUGAAUGCACGCAAUAUUGCUAUGGUUUUCGCCCCCAACAUGACACAGAUGGUCGACCCUUUGACUGCAUUGAUUCACGCGGUGCAAGUCAUGAACUUCCUUAAGACGUUGAUUCUGAAGACCCUUCGAGAAAGAGAUGAAUCAAUGGCGAAAGCGAGACAGCUUUCAUCACUCUUAAAUUCUCCCUCCUGCAAAGGUGAUUCCCAUCCUUUCAAAGAUAACAGGGAGGAAUCUAGUGCACAACCAGUGGAUACUUGUGCAACAAUGCCACCUGACAAAAGCGAGUUCUCAAGAAUGGAAUGGUGUGUUGAUGAGAAGGUUUGGAGCUCUGAGGAAAAAGGAACCGGAGGCGGCGCAUUGGAAUCUGUUUCAGGUGGUAGCUCACCUUCUAGAUAUGAGAGUGGUCCUUUAGAAAGUAGAUAUAGAGGUAUAUAUGACAGUGAACAUUGGCUGAGAUUGAGAAAAGGAGUGCGCAGGCUAUGCCAACACCCUGUGUUUCAACUGAGCAAGUCUACUAAGAAGCGUGCAGACCUUGGCAUUGUAAAUACUAGAGAAGGAGGAGGAGAGGCUUGGGCCUAAAGUAGCUGUUAUAUGCUCUGGUUUUAUAGUUUGUGUGAUUGAGAUGUAUAGAUCAUGUUUGAGUGAUAUUGUAUGUAGCAUAGCCUCAGGUGUAACUGCUGCUUUUGGUGUCUAUGUAGAAUGAAAGUUCAAUAGAUGUUUAGAAACGUGUUGAAUAUCUGAUUUAACAAGAAUUUCUUAGUAAUCAUAGCAGUAUUAUCUCAAUAAUCAUGUGUUUAGGUGAAAGGACGCAAAAUUUCUUAAUAAUCAUGUGUUUCAUUUAAACUUC
Lotus japonicus is the source of this 2086-nucleotide messenger RNA. RefSeq names its product rho GTPase-activating protein 3. The transcript is spliced from 5 exons. Bases 352 to 1818 code for a protein of 488 amino acids. Lineage: Eukaryota; Viridiplantae; Streptophyta; Magnoliopsida; Fabales; Fabaceae. Gene Ontology annotation, molecular function: GTPase activator activity. The record is from RefSeq and is a predicted model, not a curated record. Gene Ontology annotation, biological process: signal transduction.